AUGGAGGCGGUGGUGAUGGUGGUGGAGAAGGACUAUGAUACACAAGGCAGUUUUAUACAGACCGGCUCUGACGAUGAAGAUGAGUCAAACAAGCAAACCUUCAUGUAUUAUGUGAAUGACAGCGUGUAUGGAUCAUUUAACUGCAUUCUGUAUGAUCAUGCACAUGUGAAGGCCUUGCUGCCAAAGAGACCCAAGCCAGAUGAGAAGUAUUACCCGUCCAGCAUUUGGGGACCAAUGUGUGAUGGCCUUGAUCGGAUCGUCGAGCGCUGUAACCUGCCUGAAAUGCAUGUAGGUGAUUGGAUGCUCUUUGAGAACACGGGUGCAUACACUGUUGCUGCUGCGUCUAAUUUCAAUGGGUUCCAGAGGCCUUCUAUCUACUAUGUAAUGUCAAGGCCAAUGUGGCAACUCAUGAAGCAGAUCCAGAGCCAUGGCUUCCCACCAGAAGUGGAGGAGCAGGAUGUUGGCACUCUGCCCAUGUCUUGUGCCCAGGAGUGCGGGAUGGACCGUCACCCAGCAGCCUGUGCUUCCACUAGUAUCAAUGUGUAGAUGACAUUCUUGUAGCUCUUACCUGCAAGUUUAGCUUGAAUUAAGGGAUCUGGGGGGACCAUUGAACUUAAUUACCGCUAGUUUGGGAAUGUCUUUGUAAGAUUAGGGUUGGCACGGAUGCAGUGUGGAAUGCUAGGAGAUGGGUCACACUUACCUGUGUUCCUAUGGAAACUUUGAAUAUUUGUUUUAUAUGGAUUUUUUUCACUUUUUAGACAUGAUACUAACGUGUGCCCCUCAGCUGCUAAGCAAGCAUUUGUAGCUUGUACAUUUGGCAGAAUGGGCCAAAAGCUAAUGUUGUGACCCAUUUUGGAAAUAAACUGUCUUGAAAUAAAAAAAGAUAUA
Messenger RNA from Microtus ochrogaster (prairie vole), 888 nucleotides. Its product is annotated as ornithine decarboxylase-like. Lineage: Eukaryota; Metazoa; Chordata; Mammalia; Rodentia; Cricetidae. The transcript is spliced from 2 exons. The coding region runs from base 1 to 546 and encodes 181 amino acids. The record is from RefSeq and is a predicted model, not a curated record.